Molecule: messenger RNA, 1827 nt
Organism: Symbiodinium natans
Lineage: Eukaryota; Dinophyceae; Suessiales; Symbiodiniaceae
Source: the annotation of a GenBank genome assembly
AUGGAUGCCCAGAUGGGGGACGUCGGUCUGGGUUGGCGCACUUUGCUCAAGCUCAGCCGCAGCUGCAGCUCAAUGGAAGAUCGCGUGCAGGUCGGCAACGAAAGUGAGAUCGAGGCCCUGUACGCUGUGGCAGAGGGAUGGGGAAAGCACUGUGAUUGGUUGGCAGCUCUUCUGCCCUCCCCAGCGUAUGCCGUGGUGAAGCAGCGACAUGGCGAGGAGCACGGCAACUUCCAGGCUCUCCGUGUCGAGGGAGCCAACUCCAUGGAUGUUUGGGACGUUUUGCAGCUCACAAUGCCCACGGUGGACGACUUCAGCCAAGGCACUGCCAAUCUGCUUUGCUCCUUCCGCAGGCCGUGGAUGUUCUUCAUGCCGGAGAACCUGAAAGCCCUGUUGGAUGAGAAGGAGUUGUCCCCCUCCGGGGAGGUCAACGUCUUCUGCGCCGGGCGCAUGGCAUGCCAGACGCGGCGAGCGCUGGCAGCGCCCAGGCUACACCAACCUCUUUGGCCGCCGCUGUGCGGUGGGCGUGUGGAGGACAUCUGCCAUGCCAACUUGACGCAGCCGGUUGCCAUCCACGCCCCCAACCUCCGAGCGCUUCAUGGCUUGCAAGCCGCUUUCUACCACGGCUGGGCUUUUCGCUGUCCACAGCCUUUGCGAGUUGCUGGCCGGCUGCCUGUCGGCCGCGGCAAUCCCCCGCGGGUGGCGAUUCUUAUCGGGUCGCUUCUGAGAGGUCUCCACAUGUCGAGGAAGCUGCUUUCCAACUUGUUUCUUGACUGGCGGCUGCACUACUGGGUCUUCAUCUACACCUCACCGCUGGUCGUCACAGGGAAGAACGACGUGUGUGGGAGGCUCUUGAACGAGAUCGUGUCGCAGAGCCCGAGAAUCAAAGUCCAGAUCCGUUUCGCCACCCGCGCGGAGAACCUUCAAGAGCAGGAGUUCGAGAGGGCCGUCAGCUCCAGGCACAUGCGGCAGUGGUACAAGCUGCAGCAGUCGUACCAGAUGAUGCAAGCUCACGAGCAGAAGCAUGGGCGAGAGUUCGACUUGGUCCUGAAGAUGAGGACAGACAUGACGCUGAUGGAGCCCAUAGAUCUGUCGUCGUUUCCAGACGUGCUCACCUCCCGGGUCAUCUACAGCUUCACGGACCUCCUCUUCCUGUCACGCCGGGACGUUGCCCACAGCCUGCUCGGCGAUGUGACAAAGAAGAUGGCAUCCUUCGCUGGGGACCAGCGACGGCUGUAUCCCCUGGACUUUGCCCGCGUGCUUCGGCGGGGCCUUGGCGAUGGGCUCCGUCUCCAGAUGUUUCCAGAUGUGGGCUCGACAGAGCUCCGCGAGGCUAUCCAGGAGAACAAGUUCCUCCGUGCACAGGGGUGGCUCAGGAGGUUCAAGCACGAACUCAUGGCAGCGCAAGAGGCGGCUGUGCAAGGAGAGGAUGUCCCAACCUUCACGGGCCACUGGAGGUUCCGGCCGGACACCUGGCAGUACCAGGCCUGGAAGCGCGAUGGCAGGCUGGCUCCUGACAAGCAGAUGUGCUCCGUCACGCGGUGGUUCUACCUGAUUCACAGGACAGAUCCUGAGAUCACCAUACAGGAGUGGCCGCAUGUCAAGGGUCGCAAGAUCUUGCGCCUCUUCCCUGAGCGCUUCGCCUCGAACUGCAACUGCGAGCCACCCCACUGCUGGCCAAUGGCCUGGGGACCCGCGCCUGAAGGGCUCUUGGAGGGGGUGGACUGGAUACAGACGCCGAGCACUGGGGUCUGGUUGUCGCUGCGAGCUAAGCAAGUGGGCGGAGAGCCGGGCAACCACACGAACGCAUCGAAGCCAAGCAUGGAGUGA